This is a messenger RNA of Syzygium oleosum, 387 nucleotides long. Its product is annotated as transcription factor MYB44-like. The record is from RefSeq and is a predicted model, not a curated record. The transcript has a single exon. Lineage: Eukaryota; Viridiplantae; Streptophyta; Magnoliopsida; Myrtales; Myrtaceae. Gene Ontology annotation, biological process: regulation of DNA-templated transcription. Gene Ontology annotation, cellular component: nucleus. The coding region runs from base 1 to 387 and encodes 128 amino acids. Gene Ontology annotation, molecular function: DNA-binding transcription factor activity, RNA polymerase II-specific; RNA polymerase II cis-regulatory region sequence-specific DNA binding.
AUGGCUUCCAGGAAAGAAAUGGAUCCGAUCGAUGGUCCGUGGAGCCCCAAGGAAGACGAGGCCCUCCGGAGGCUGGUCCUGAAGCAUGGAACCAUGAACUGGCUGCGAGUCAGCAAGCCCAUCCCCGGCCGGUCCGGGUUAUCGUGCCACCUCCGUUGGUGCUACCAGCUCUCCCCGCAGGUCGGGAUCGUCGCUUCAAGGAAAGAAGUGGGUCCGUGGAGCCCCGGGGAAGACGAGGCCCUCCGGAGGCUGGUCCAGAAGCACGGAACCAUGAAGUGGUCGCGCAUCAGCAAGUCCAUCCCUGGCCGGUCCGGGUUGUCGUGCCGCGUCCGGUGGUGCUACCAACUCGCCCCGCACGUCGAGCACCAGGCCUCCACGCCUGAGUAG